This is a messenger RNA of Oncorhynchus keta (chum salmon), 6889 nucleotides long. RefSeq names its product ephrin type-A receptor 7. Gene Ontology annotation, cellular component: plasma membrane; neuron projection. The transcript is spliced from 17 exons. Gene Ontology annotation, molecular function: ATP binding; protein binding; transmembrane-ephrin receptor activity. Lineage: Eukaryota; Metazoa; Chordata; Actinopteri; Salmoniformes; Salmonidae. The record is from RefSeq and is a predicted model, not a curated record. Gene Ontology annotation, biological process: protein phosphorylation; cell surface receptor protein tyrosine kinase signaling pathway; axon guidance. The coding region runs from base 92 to 3073 and encodes 993 amino acids.
UCUCGUACAUAGAGCUGUUUUAGCGUCGUCAAUGGGAAGUGCACGCCAAGGUGGAAAAGCGAAUACUGUCUAGCUAACUUCCAUUUACAACAUGGGUUCUACUUCGAUUCCGUGUUUGUGGAUUACAUUUAGCCUUCAUUUAUGUUGUUUGAUGAACACUGGAAAAGCGCAGAAUGCGAAAGAAGUGAUUCUGUUGGAUUCUAAGGCACAGCAGACAGAGCUGGAGUGGAUAUCUUCUCCUCCUGGUGGGUGGGAAGAGAUCAGCGGGUUGGAUGAAAACUACACCCCCAUUCGCACAUACCAGGUUUGUCAGGUCAUGGAGCCCAAUCAGAACAACUGGCUUCGGACUAGCUGGAUAGAGAAGGGCGAUGCCCAGAGGAUUUUUGUGGAACUGAAGUUCACCUUGAGGGAUUGUAACAGUCUACCCGGUGUGGUGGGCACGUGCAAGGAGACAUUCAACUUGUAUUAUCAGGAAACCGAUUCGGAGGUCGGCAGGAAUAUACGAGAGAACCAGUACGUGAAAAUUGACACAAUCGCAGCAGAUGAGAGCUUCACUCAGGGGGACCUGGGAGAGAGGAAGAUGAAGCUGAAUACAGAAGUGCGCAUCAUUGGGCCGCUGUCCAGACGAGGGUUUUACCUGGCCUUCCAGGAUGUAGGGGCAUGCAUCGCUCUGGUCUCUGUCAACGUUUAUUACAAGAAGUGCUGGUCCAUCAUUGAGAACCUGGCCACUUUCCCAGACACUGUUACGGGAUCAGAAUUCUCCUCUCUGGUCGAGGUCGAGGGCAUGUGUGUCAGUGACGCCGAGGAGGAGGCCGAUAACGCUCCCAAGAUGCACUGCAGCGCAGAGGGAGAAUGGCUGGUGCCUAUAGGGAAAUGUAUAUGCAAAGCUGGAUUUCAUCAGAAGGGCGAUGCAUGUGAACCAUGUGGCCGUGGGUUCUACAAGUCCUCGUCCCAGGACCUGCAGUGUUCGCGCUGCCCAGCACACAGCUACAAUGACCGGGAGGGCUUGUGGCGCUGCGACUGUGAGGACGGCUACUACCGGGCACACUCAGACCCACCCUCUGUGGCCUGCACAAGACCUCCCUCGGCACCACAGAACCUGGUUUACAACAUCAACCAGACCACCGUCAGCCUGGAGUGGAGCCCGCCGGCCGACAUGGGCGGUCGCAACGACGUCACCUACAGGAUUAUGUGCCGGCGCUGCAGCUGGGAGCCCGAGGAGUGCGUGCCGUGCGGGGGGAACGUGGGAUACUCCCCCCAGCAGGCAGAAUUAGUGGACACCUACGUAAAUGUGGUGGACCUACUGGCCCACGCCAACUACACCUUUGAGGUGGAGGCUGUCAACGGGGUCUCUGACCUCAGCCGCACCCAGAGGCUUUUUGCCGCAGUCAGCGUCGCCACCAGUCAAGCAGCUCCCUCCCAAGUCAGUGAGGUCAUCAGGGAGAGAGUGCAGCAGCGAAGCGUCCAGCUCUCCUGGCAGGAGCCUGAGCAGCCCAAUGGAGUCAUCACUGAAUAUGAGAUUAAGUACUAUGAAAAAGACCAGAAGGAUCGUAUCUACUCCACAGUGAAGUCCAGAUCCACGUCAGCCACAGUGAACAAUCUGAAGCCCAGCACAGCCUACGUGUUUCAAAUCCGAGCCUUCACCACGGCCGGCUACGGCACCUACGGACCCCGCCUGGAGAUCACUACCAAGGAGGAGGCCUCAGCAUCCACCAUUGUCUCCAGCGAGCAGAACCCUGUCAUCAUCAUCGCGGUGGUGGCCGUGGCGGGGACCAUCAUCCUGGUCUUCAUGGUGUUUGGCUUCAUCAUUGGGAGAAGGCACUGUGGCUACAGCAAGGCAGACCAGGAAGGAGACGAGGAGCUGUAUUUUCAAUUUAAAUUUCCAGGCACCAAAACAUACAUUGACCCUGAAACCUACGAGGACCCCAACAGGGCUGUCCAUCAAUUUGCCAAGGAGCUGGACGCGUCCUGCAUUAAGAUUGAGCGAGUUAUUGGAGCAGGAGAGUUUGGGGAGGUGUGUAGUGGACGGAUGAAGCUCCCAGGGAAACGGGACACGUCAGUGGCCAUUAAAACCUUGAAGGUGGGCUACUCUGAGAAACAGAGGAGAGACUUCCUUUGUGAGGCCAGCAUUAUGGGCCAGUUUGACCAUCCCAAUGUUGUCCAUCUGGAGGGAGUGGUGACCAGAGGAAAACCGGUGAUGAUUGUGAUUGAAUAUAUGGAAAACGGCUCAUUAGAUGCUUUCCUCAGGAAACACGAUGGUCAGUUCACAGUGAUCCAGUUAGUGGGAAUGCUGCGGGGCAUAGCUGCGGGGAUGAGAUAUCUCUCUGACAUGGGAUAUGUCCAUCGAGAUCUGGCUGCACGAAACAUCCUUGUCAACAGCAAUCUCGUAUGUAAAGUAUCUGACUUCGGCCUGUCAAGAGUGAUCGACGAUGAUCCCGAGGCUGUCUACACAACAACGGGUGGAAAGAUACCUGUUCGAUGGACAGCAAUGGAAGCCAUCCAGUACCGUAAAUUCACUUCCGCUAGUGAUGUGUGGAGUUAUGGCAUUGUCAUGUGGGAAGUCAUGUCCUAUGGGGAACGGCCUUACUGGGACAUGUCCAAUCAAGAUGUGAUAAAGGCAAUAGAGGAGGGGUACCGCCUCCCUGCUCCCAUGGACUGCCCUCCAGGCCUGCACCAGCUAAUGCUGGACUGCUGGCAGAAAGACAGGGCUGAUCGACCCAAAUUUGAUCAAAUAGUUGGCAUCCUUGAUAAGAUGAUUCGCAAUCCCAAUACCUUAAAAACCCCUUUGGGAACAUGCACAAGACCGAUUAGUCCCCUGUUAGAUCAGAGCACACCAGACUUCACGACGUUCCGCUCGGUGGGGGAGUGGCUGGAGGCCAUCAAGAUGGAGAGAUACAAAGACAACUUCACCGCCGAAGGCUACAGCUCACUGGAAUCUGUGGCCAGGAUGUCAAUCGAGGAUGUGAUGAGCUUGGGGAUCACUUUAGUGGGACAUCAGAAGAAGAUCAUGAGCAACAUACAGACUAUGAGAGCCCAGAUGCUAAAUCUCCACGGCACGGGCAUCCAGGUGUGAUGAUAGACUACAGUGCCCCCUGUGGACAGGGGGGCAAAGAGCUAUAUAGAGCAGCGCAAGGGCAGAACUUCCCAGGAUAAUCAUAACAAAUCAUGUGACGUGACGUCGUCAUUCCUUUGUUCCUUGGCAAAGGAUUUAACCCCUCUUUAGAAUGGGUACCAAGGAGAGAUUGAGAGAAUACUCCCUGGACAUGAUGCCGCUCUGAGAAACUCAACCACAAAUAGAGAUGGAGCUUUGGAAAAGGAGUUUUAUCCAUAUUACCUUGAUCUUUUAACCUUAUGAAUUUUUGGGGGGAGGGCACCAUGAAAAUGGAUUUCACUUAAAAAAGAAAAGAAAUCCCCCCGAAACUUUUUUCCCUUGCAGUGUUUAAAAAAUAUUUUUUUUAUUCUAGUUUGUUAAUUUUGUUAGUUUCAGAAGGCACAGUGACAUGGUCUGGUACGUAAAGUAAUCUAACAUCUUUCUUUCGCGUUACAAUUUUUUUUUUGGACUUGACAACAGGGUAAAUGUUCCCAUCAAAAGGACAGGGAGGAUGAAUAUGGUGUCUGAACAUUUUGGUGGAGAUGAUCUCGACCAGUUUGUCUUGAGACACUACUGCCUGUUUUAACUGUUUGCAGUGAGUUGUGUUUUUUUCUCCCUGAUGUUUCUGAAGUGGAAAUGGCAUCCUGCACCUCAGAUCAGUGACUUCAAGGAUAGUAGUAUUCACUUGGUUUUUUCAAGCUUGUAAGAGUGGCUUGUUGUAUGAAUUUUUCUGAAGACAGAUGCUCUUGUUGUAUAAUGAAAACAUUUCAAAUUUCUAUGUAGGAAUUGCGAAACAGUAUGACACCAACAAGGCAAUUCGAUUUCAGAUUGAUCACAACUUUUAUAUCUAAUAUCAAGCAUCAAAUUGGCAAUGUUUAUGUUUACCACAUUAAUUAUUUUACCUUAUUGUCCAAUAUACUUUCAAUCUGAAAUGUUUUGUUGUUGAAUUAUUUAUUUGAACGUUUCCGCAGACAGCACUAUAGAAAGGUUGUAUUGAAACUUAAAGAGACUUGAUCCACCGCAAAGGGUUUGAAAUGCCUAAACAAGCAUAUUUUUUGUUGUUGCAGCAAAUGGUAUUUCUUUCCUAUUUUGGUGAAAACAGUUGUCAAGGGUGAAUCUAUGAAAGGCUGUGUAUGUUCGUUCUACAAGUAAUUGUCCCUUAAAACAAAUGUAUUCCCAUUAUUUUUCGGCACUUCUAUGGCAAGUUUUUUUGCGAUUCACUGAGACAGUCUUUUGUAGGGUGGAAUGGACAAGUUCCCUUUUUUCUUUGUGGUAUCCUGUCAUCCUGAACUUGAAUAGAUCAAAUCAAGUGCAUGCACAGUGAUGGUUAACACAGUCAGUGUAGGGUAGAAUAUUGAACAGAGCAAUAAUUAGCCCAGGUGGAAAUGGUCCUCUGAGAUUUUAAGGUGCUGGGUUUUACACAAAUAUCAGUUGUGCUGGGAAAAUUCUUUGGAAAUGUUCUGUCACCAACAGGAAAAAGGAAUACGUAUUGACCUUUUUCCAGUUGAAGAUGACCUGGAUUAUAGGGCUGGGACGAUAGAUUGGUACAGUACAAUACAGAGUUAUCAAAUAAUGAAAUAGUAAUGCCACUUACGAAAUGGUAUACCGUGGCAUGCUAAUGACUUAAUAACAAUGUCACAGAGUAUGAGCAUGUUUGGAAUAUAUGGCUGUUACAGUGGAGUGAAAUGACAUUCAACCAGCGGAGAGUCGUACAUAUUAGUCAUGACAUCAUCUUUUCCAUUGCAGCACACUGCAUUUGCAGGCGUUCAGUUCGGUGUGAGGUACACUAACUACACUAACUAAUAUUACCAUAAUAUAUUGAAAAUCCUAAUACUCCUUAUUAUGAUGCUCAUACUCUGAAAAUCACAUAGCGUCCCAGCCACAUGUUUAUUAAUGUGUCUCUGCUCAAACCUUUCCAGGCAAACAGGGUGAUGUAACAUGCAUAAAAGUGUUUUCUAGGCUUUUUUCUUUAACUUACCUGGCCCUUUGCAUGUUAAUCACGGCACAGAGAUAAGGAAUGGGCUCUGCAAAGAUGUGCUAAAGAGCCAACCUAAUGGUGCCAUCGCAGUCUUCUCUUUCUACAACAAAAUGAAUGUUAUCACGUUGAAUAUGUCUCCAGUACUCUGAUGGUCGAUUCACUCAUUUCUUUGUCAUUUAAAGUAAAGAAAAUAUAGGUAUUUCCAAUUGCAAUUAUAUCCAAGGCUGUCUUUAUGGACUGAUCAUAGAUUCAGAUUUUCAAAGCUGCAGCUUUUCCCAAUGGUUUAUUUAAGACGCCUUUUAAUAUGCCUGUAGAUUGAAUUGGUCUUCAGAAAACCAACCUUGAAACACUAUCAUGGACUAUGGCUGCAAGCUUAGUUUUUGUAAAGCCAUUAGUGACUUUGUCUAUUUUUUCCUAGAUUAAUUUCCAUUGUGCUCGGUCCAAAGGGACUCACACCUGUGGGGGGGUACCCAGGGAAUCAGACCAUGCCCAGCCUGCUCUGGGCCCCAUGUCACAGACAGACCCAUUCUUUAUCCAUACAGCAAAGCUCAGCAAUUGGGAGCAUGCCAGCCCUUUGAAUUGAAUACCAGCGUAAAGUCAUUCAGUCAGCACAAAACUCCCCAGUUCACAGGAAGGCAAGCAGCUCUCUCUCUCUCUCUCUCUCUCUCUCUCUCUCUCUCUCUCUCUCUCUCUCUCUCUCUCUCUCUCUCUCUCUCUCUCUCUCUUUCUCUCUUUCUCUCUCUCUCUCUUUCUCUCUCUCUCUCUCUCUCUCUCUCUCUCUCUCUCUCUCUCUCUCUCUCUCUCUCUCUCUCUCUCUCUCUCUCUCUCUCUCUCUCUCUCUCUCUCUCUCUCUACUCUCCCCUGCUCUGAUCUCCAACAGCGGGCCCCUAGGGGCCUUCACACCCCAGAGCGGGUAGGCCCCCACUCCUCCUCCUCCCUCUCUCUCUGAGUCUGGGGUCCUGUAGAGACAGCAAUUUUGAGCCAAAUUGAGAUUAAGACCUGGAUACAAUCGAUCUGCCAUAUAAAUAAUCUGUAACCUUCACAGGCCUUCACAACCUUCCAUCCUCAUGGUUCCUCUCCGCUUUUACUUUGUUUCUUACCUGUUUUCUUGUUGAGGAUGUUCAAGUGAAUAUAUGGGGAUGUUGUUCUGUUUCAACAAAGCUGAAUGCAGUUUGUGUGGUGAGUUGAUUGGAUUCAGGAAUGAGAACACAUUUUAAAUACAAAGUAGAAUGGUUAUUAUUUUCAAACCUUUUGGACAAACUGUUGGAAAUUGUGGACACGCCUUUGCAAUGCAUAGGUGUUGGAUGAUUCCAAAGAGUUCAGCACUGUUGAUUGUGUCAGAAAGAUCUGAGGUCCGAGGGGAACUUUGUAUAUGUUCUAAUUGUAAAACCUGUACAUUUUUAUUUAUAUAGUUGUCUUUUUACACAUAUUACUCUGUAGUGAGCUCUGAAUACAUUGAAAAUGCACUAUAUUUUUCUAUCUCACUUGCAGAUGAUUAUUGUCACCCAGAAGAUUUCAGUUGUACAUACUUUCUCAUUUAGGACCAAAGACAGGUUUUCCAUCUAGAAUUGUAUUUUGUUUUUAUUUUCUCUUUUAGUUUAAUGUACAGUUAUAUGAAUUGUCAAUGUAUUAUUUAUUUUUUUCUGUGAUGAGAGUAUUGAGUAUUCAUCGGUCAAGAGUAUUUUCCCCAAACAGCAGAACUUUAAAAUCAUUACUUCUUAGACAAUUUCCUGUUACAUAGGACAUUUCUUUUUUGCUUUGUAACCUUUGUAAUAGACUGUACAUAUAUUUUUGGAAAUAUAAUACAAUCUCUAUAGAAA